Scylla paramamosain (green mud crab) is the source of this 4186-nucleotide messenger RNA. Its product is annotated as zinc finger protein 296-like. Gene Ontology annotation, biological process: regulation of transcription by RNA polymerase II. Lineage: Eukaryota; Metazoa; Arthropoda; Malacostraca; Decapoda; Portunidae. The transcript is spliced from 6 exons. Gene Ontology annotation, molecular function: DNA-binding transcription factor activity, RNA polymerase II-specific; RNA polymerase II cis-regulatory region sequence-specific DNA binding. The coding region runs from base 136 to 1482 and encodes 448 amino acids. The record is from RefSeq and is a predicted model, not a curated record.
GACCGCGGGAGGGCCCCUUCGCCGCCCCUGCCCCGGGGGUCCUCCCAGUCUUCCUCCCACACUUCCACAACACCAGUGCCUAGUCAAGCACCCCCCUCCUCCAGUGUACCUGAGUCACAUGUGCCAUCCCAGCCCAUGCCCCCGCCGCCCUCCCUGGGCCAGGAGGCGGGGCGGUCGCGCUCCGACGCCCCGCCCGCCUCCCACCUCCACCACCCGCCGCUGUCCUCGGUCCGGGGCGCCGCGGAGAGUCUGCGUUCUCCUCCCGGGGGGCCCGCGGACACCCAUGGGGCGGGGACGUCGCCCCGCACUGUGGACCCGUCCAUCCUGCCGGUGCAGAUGAUCAAGGUGGAAGUGGACGAGGCGGGGGAGUCGGGCGGGGCGGGGAAGGAAGGGCACGAUGGGGGGAGGGAAGAGGGCAGCGAGCUGGACGACAACGAGGAGGAGGGCAGCAAUGACUUCUCCGAGUACCAGGGCCACCCCAGCGAGAUAGAGAAGGAGGAGCACGACCAGGUGGAGUCCUACACCACGGACCAGCUGCCGGGACCCUCGGGGCUGCAGGGGGCUCCCCCGGUGCUGUCGUGGGGUGAGGAGGGGGAGGCAGGCUUCCCCCACAACCUCUUCGGCAGCGAUGACGCGGCAGCAGCGCAACAAGCGCUGCAGCUUCUCCAGCAGACGGACCCGCUGCUGGCGCCGCCGCCCGUCGGCCCCGUGGUGCAGCAGGGCGAGGGCCGCGCCAGGCCGUGCCCCUUCUGCGGCAAGUCUUUCCGGCGCAGUGACCACCUGCGCAGCCACAUCAGGACCCACACGGGGGAGAAGCCCUUCGCAUGCCCCGUCUGUCCGUACCGCGCUGCGCAGAAGAUCACCAUGGACAGGCACGUGCGCCGCCACCACAUACAGCAACAGCAGCAGGAGCAGCUCCUGCAGGAGCAGCAGCAACAGCAGCAGCAGCAGCAGCAGCAGCAGCUGCAGGAACAACAACAAUAUGGUGGUGACUGGCGCGGCCACGCUGACCCCGCGGGGCGCGACGGAGGCGGCAGUGCGCUCGGUCUGUUGCAGCGCGGCGGCGGCGGCGGCGGCGGCGGCGGCGGCGGCGGCGGCGGCGGCGGCGGCGGCGGCGGCGGCGGCGGUGGCGGCAGUGGCAGCGGUGGCAGCGGCGGCAGCGGCGGCCUCCUCAGUGAGGGGGGCGGCGGCCUGGCGCUCUCCACCUUCUCCCUGGCGCGAGUCCUGCAGAACGCCGCGGAGGCCGAGGACGUGAGCCUGCUGACCACGCCCCUGCAGCCGCCUGGCAUGGGCGCGGACGGGCUCACGUGUCCUUUCUGCGGGCGGCGGAGCAAGCGGCGGGACCACCUGCGUCUGCACAUCCGCACACACACUGGGGAGAAGCCCUACCGCUGCCCCUACUGCGACAGACGCACCAACCAGAAGAACAACCUCAAGCUGCACAUCAGGAACGUGCACCCCGGCCAGCCCUUCCACGUGUGAGCCCGACACCCUCGCCCCUCCGCCCCACCCCACGCCGCGCGCCUCAGGGGUCACCUCUCGGGAUGACCUCUCUCGGGAACGUUGCUUCACCUCCGUAGUGUCCUCGGCAGUCUGUGAUCUCAUGCGGGUUUCUGUCGGACAAAGCCGCUGACUCAUCAGUCUGCCGGGGUGUCUGUCGGGUUACCUGUCUCAGAUGUACACAGCCGCUGAAUCAUCUCUGUCGGGUUCCUGUCGGGCUUCAAGUGUCGUAAAUGUUUCCUGUCCGGACGCGAGGCUGCAGCUGUCCCACGCACCGCGGUCAGCUGUCAGGACAUGUCGGGACCUGUCAUUGCUGCACUGGAGGUCACCUGUCGGGACUAAUAUAUCAGGAUCACCACCUCACACCUCACACCUGAGCACCCCAUUACUGUCAACACUGCACCCCAUCACCACCCCAUCACAUCCCCAUUCUCACCAGUAAGGGGGCGCUCAUCUAGAAGUGACAGACGCCACACCUCCAUUAAUAUCCACACCCCCAUGACACUCCCUCACCCAUGACACCCCCACCCCAUCACCCCCAUACGCUCCCAGUCAUCACCCCAUUGCUCCCAUAAAUAGAUGAUGUAUAUAUUUGUUUUGUGUGUGUGUGUGUGUGUGUGUGUGUGUGUGUGUGUGUGUGUGUGUGUGUGUGUGUGUAUACUUUGGUGUAUAUAAUUGACCUGUUUCACGCAAUUGUAUGUUUAGUGCGCACGUGUUAUUAAGGGUUAUUAUUAUUAUUAUUAUUAUUAUUAUUAUUAUUAUUAUUAUUAUUAUUAUUAUACGAGGCAUCUUUUUCAUAUUAUUAUUAUUAUUAUUAUUAUUAUUAUUAUUAUUAUUAUUAUUAUUAUUAUUAUUAUUAUUUUGUUAUUAUCAUCAGUUAUUCUUUCUCUUGUCAUUUGUUCAUUUUCAUUAGUUAUUUCCAAAUGUUUUUUUAUGUAUUUUAUAUUUGAUUAAUUUCAACUAUAUAUUCUCUUUUGUAAAUUAUUAUUAUUAUUAUUAUUAUUAUUAUUAUUAUUAUUACGCUUUUGUAUCUAUUCCGUUUUCUACGUUUUGUUCUAGUUCACCCUCACAUUAAUUAUCAGAAAACGGGAAGUGAUUCACAAAACUAUUCCUGUUAUGAAAGUGAGACUGAGGCGGAGGAGGAGGAGGAAGAGGAGGAAGAAAAAGAGAAAAAUAAAAUGCAUAUGAGAAGAGUAUUUUUAUCAGACACCAGAGAGAGAGAGAGAGAGAGAGAGAGAGAGAGAGAGAGAGAGAGAGAAUCCUUGAUAAUACAAAUAAAAUCUCCACUUGACAAUCUAUCUAACAAUAACAAAAACAAAAUAAAAGAAACAAAAAAAAUAAAUAAAUAUACACAUACACAAAACUUAUGAAAAAAAACGAAAAAAAAGCAGGAAGGAAGUAAACAAAAUAAAUUAAUAACAACAACCACAAGAAAACAAAUAAUAAAAGACUGAUAUACAAAAAAAGUAGAAAAAAUAAAUAAAUACAUACAUAUAAAACACGAAAAUAAUAAUGAUAAAUAAAUACAUAAAUAACAGGAAGUAAAAUAAAAGAAAAAACAAGAUCGGAUGUUUUGAAAUGCGCCCCGUUGGAAAGGAAGAAACAAGACGGCGGCCCACGUGUUUACCGCGCUGCCUUUGUUAUUGUUGUGUUCCCAUCACGCACUCUGCUCCUCUAAUGGUCUUUCCACGUCCCCAGCAGGAGUGAAAGAUACUCGCACUCGGCACCACCACCACCACCACCACCUCCCCCUGUGGCGCCACCGUCGGGGGGUUCGCACGGGACCGCUUUAUAUGCAACUACUGCGGGAAAGGAUUUGACCGCUCCUCCAACUACAACCGUCACUUACGGGUGCACACUGGAGAGAAGCCCUUCGUCUGCUUCGCCUGCCCCUAUCGCACCGCUGACAGUAGCAAUCUGAAAGCCCAUACAAGGAAGUGGCACAUUCCCGGGGGUUUUCUUGCUGCAGCCACCUCCGUUUCCUUAUCUGCUAGUUUCUCCUCCUCCUCCUCCUCUUCUUCUUCUUCCUCCUCCUCCUCUUCCACCUCCUCUUCCAUAGCGAGUUCUUCCGGAAAACCAUCUGUUUCCGUUUCCUCCUCCUCCUCUUCUUCUUCUUCUUCAGUCUUCCCUCCUCCUCCUCCUCCUCCUCCUGUUCUUCUUCAUCCUUUGUCCCCUUCUUCUGUGUCUCUAUCUCCUCCUCCUCCUCCUCCGCCUCUUCCUCCUCCUCCUCCUCCUCCUUCCUCUUUUAAAAUCACGCAUCCCGUUAGAGUCAAUUCUACUUCUUCCGCUUCUUCUUCGUCCUCCUCUUCCCCUUCUUCUUCCUCCUCCUCGUCUUCGUCUUCUUCCUCUUCAGCGCCUUCUGCAGGAAAAGGAAGAAGAGAGGAAGUGAGAGGAGGAGGAGGAGGAGGAGGAGGAGGAAGAGAGGAAGUGAGGGGAGUGUCCAAGUGAUUCUCUCUCUCUCUCUCUCUCUCUCUCUCUCUCUCUCUCUCUCUCUCUCUCUCUCUCUCUCUCUCUCUCUCUCUGCAGAUUUUCUUUAUUUAUAAGUAUUUAUUUACUUUCUUUGUGAUAAUAAUAGUAAUAAUGAUAAUAAUAGUAAUAAUAAUAGUAAUAAUAACAAUAAUGAUAAUAUUAAUAAUGAAAUAUGGAUGAGUUUAUGAAAAAAAUAAAUAGAUGAAAUAACAGAGAA